Molecule: messenger RNA, 2955 nt
Organism: Ramularia collo-cygni
Lineage: Eukaryota; Fungi; Ascomycota; Dothideomycetes; Mycosphaerellales; Mycosphaerellaceae
Product: related to ARO80-positive transcription regulator of ARO9 and ARO10
Exons: 2
Coding region: 1-2955 (984 amino acids)
Biological process (GO): positive regulation of transcription by RNA polymerase II; aromatic amino acid catabolic process
Cellular component (GO): nucleus
Molecular function (GO): zinc ion binding; DNA-binding transcription factor activity, RNA polymerase II-specific
Source: RefSeq, a predicted model, not a curated record
AUGGCCGCAACGGGAUAUCCACCGCAGAACGGCGACGCGCAGUACAGCACCAACUCGCAGUCUCCACCAAAAGCACAGUCGGCCGGUCCACCAUCCCACCAACGCACGUAUCAGGCUUGUAUACCAUGCAGACAACGCAAGGUUCGCUGCGAUCUGGGAUCCGUGGAUAGWCCCCACGACCCACCAUGCACGCGCUGUCGACGAGAGGCCAAAGAAUGCUACUUCUCCGCCACACGGCGCAAGAAGAAGAGUGCAAAUGGCGAAAUUACGGGUUCGGAUGCGGGUGACGAAACCCCAUAUGAGAUUCGUAGCAAUAGGAAAAGACAACGGACGUCCGCUCCACCAGAUCCAGAGAUUGUCGAGCGGGAGGAUGUCGAAUACGAGGAGCCACCCCGCACUCCAGGCGGUUCGAUAGGACGUACGCAGCCCUUGCGGAGGCCGCCUGCGCCCAAGUCGGUGCAGUAUGGUGAAGAGGAUGAGAAGGCGAGCGAGCAGACUGCGGCAAUCCUGCAACAGGCGGAGAUACAUGGCGGCCACGAUGCUCUCAAGCUGCUGUACAGCGCCGCCGUACACGGCAGGGCUGACAGUUCAGCCAGCAGCGCCGCACGCCCCGCUUUCAAUGGUUUCACGGCAGCCUCUCUGCCACCAUCGACUAGCCCGAUCUUGGAGAAGAAUGUGAGUUACACCAAUGGCCCUCUGGCCAUGUUCCAAAAUGACGGGCUGUGGAAAACAACCACAGAUCGAGCUGCCUCAAGAAACGGCUCUUUCCCUGAAGCUAUGCCAAACGACCCCAAUUCGUAUGCAUCCGCUCUGAAAGCGUGGACCCGAUUCCGAUUUGUACGUGCUGGUUGGUUCACUGCCCAAGAGGGCAUCGACUACAUUCUGUACUUUUAUAAGCACCUGGCGCCACUUACACCAGUAGCGCUWCCCGACUUUCGCCAGCCUGGGAGUCACCGGAAGAUGCUCGAGGAGGAGCCUAUGCUGACUGUAUCAAUGCUUACCAUCGCUUCUCGCCACAUGAAGUUUGAGGGACCAGGCUCUCAAAGCCGUCCGUACGCCAUUCACCAGAAACUCUGGGAUUACCUCUCCGGUAUGAUAGACCGUGUAGUAUGGGGACAGGAGCAAUUCGGUGGAGGUUUCUGUGGUGCUGGUGCGCAACCUGGUUGCGAUGUACACCCUCUUACCCGCAAAGGGCUGCGGACCUUGGGAACUGUUGAGUCUUUGGUGUUGCUCACAGAGUGGCACCCUCGAGCCAUGCACUUCCCACCAGACGAGGACGACGAUGACCUCAUGAUUCCCGAAGUGCCGUACGGAGUGCCAGGGAUGGCAGCCUCAGGAGGAGGCAAGGGAAUCGGAGGGCAUCGCAUGGACGCCUGGCUCGAGCCUUGCUGGCGGAGUGAUCGCAUGUGCUGGAUGCUUCUCGGAAUGGCAAUGUCUCUUGCCAUGGAGAUUGGUGUUUUCGACAAGAGCGAAUGGCAGCGUCAUGCCCGCGCUCCAGAUGGUCAGCCUUUAUCAGCAGCGGACAUGUCUUCCUACGACAAGCGGCGUGGGAAUGUUCGGGACCUCCUUCUGGUUUACGUGACUCAAACUAGUGGGCGUCUAGGUUUGACGUCGAUGCUUCCGGGAUACUACAGUAAGCCAGAUGACAGCGAUUUGUACAAGCGGCAGGUCGGUCAGCAGGACAGCAUUCAGGAGGUCACACUUCACUUCUGGUUGCGAAUGGCAUCUGUCAUGCGUGAAGGAAACAACAAGAUCUUCGCCAACAAGGCCUUCACCCGCGAUCUGAUCCGGAAUGGUAAUUACCAGGCUGCGCUCGCACAGCUUCAGCCUCUACUCCAAGACUGGCGGCAGGACUUUGACGCUUGCCAAUCGAUCCCUAAACAUAUGCGGGCUAUCCUUGAGAUUGAGUAUGAGUAUUGUCGUGUCUAUCUCAACGCAUUGGCGCUACAGGCUGUCGCUGAACGUUGCGCAAAUGAUCAUCCUUCACCAGUGCAGGUUGUGGACCCCCCUCUGGAGAUGGCACGUGCUGCUGCCGCCGCCGGUGGACGGCCUGACAUUGCCAUAGCCCCUUCGACCUUGUCGAAGUGGCUCGGGGGAGAUCGACACUACAUUGUCAUUGUAGGCGAUGCUUCCCGGAACCUGCUCAAGAUUGUUGUCGAAGACCUCUUUCCGGACGGCUUCCUACGCCAUGCUCCUGUCCGCACCUACUUCCGCAUCAUCAGUGUUGCCAUCAUGUUGCUCAAGUCGUUCUCGCUCGGAGCGACCGAAAGUGAUGUCACCGAAUCUCUGACCCUCAUGGACCGCACUGUCGAGGCACUUAGAACUUGCAUCGUCGACGAUGUCCACGUAGCUAGUCGCUUCGCGGAUCUGCUUGACACGCUGACUCAGAAUCUCAAACCACGUCUGGUCCGAAUCGCCGCUGAUGGCCGUGCUGGCCGAAGUCGUCGCGCAAGUAAUGUCGGUGAUCUGGGGAUCUCUCACGCUGUUCAGUCCCCGUUCGGAACAUCGAACGUUAGACAGCAAGGCCAGCCGCAACAGGCCCAAGCAAGCGCCGGAGCGACGCCGAACCCGAACCCCUGGAAUUACAACAACGUUAUGCUUCCUCCCUCAACGGUUGCGAACAACCAUCCACUUUACGGCAUUUMUAAUGAUACUUACGACUUGACGGGGAGUGAAAAUACAUAUUCUGUCAUGCCCCCUCCAGGAUUCGGCACGAAUUCGCCCAAUGGAAUCUCCAACAUGGGCUCUGGUUCUGGAGGUGGAAGCUAUGAUCCGUAUGGCAUGUCAAAUGGCUUCGACAAUCCACAAAUGCAGGAUUGGCUGGCGCUUCCAUUGGAUCCACUUUUGAACAUUUCCGGUGCAGACGUCGACCAGACAAUGUACGGUCCGCAGCUUGGCGGGCAAGAUAUGCUGGAGCUACUUCUCAAUUCGACUACGCAUGGCGGAUUCCAUUGA